AUGGCUAUUAAGAAUAUUUUAAUUGUGUCGUUGACAUUUUGUCUAAUAAAAUGCAUUACUGCUUUAUAUGAGGAAUGCAAUCAUGUAGUGAAUUUGAGACCCGGUGAGAAAAUAUAUAUUAACUCACCUUACUAUCCCGAUCAAUAUCCAAUCGGCACAUCCUGUCGUUAUACGGUAACGGCACCACUGGAUCACGAGUUGAGUUUUAAGUGCAAUAUACGAUUAAGCUCGGUAACCACGCGCUGCCUGAACGAGGUCUUCUAUUUCAACCGUGAAGGAAGUGAAUUUUUAACGGAUUCCGAGUAUUUUUGUGGGUCAGGCACAAUGGAAAGGAAAAGUUUUCUGAAUAAAGCGGUUAUUUCAUACAUUUCGACACCCAUUUACAAACGCAAUUUGCCAAAAGUAUCAGAAGCAGCAAUAAAAACAACAACAGCAUCCACAACAAAAAGUCCCACCUUCACGGCAACAUCUAAGGAAACCCUUACAACCGUUGGCGCAAACGGCAGUGGCAACACUACUUCCGCCGGCAUUAAGGUACAGCAAGUCAAAACGGAAGCUGACUUAAAUAAUGCCUUGGCAUAUGUAGUCGCUUUGUUGUCCAACAACUUUGACGAAAGUGACUACACAACAUCCACAUCCACAUCCAGACCCACACCAACAAUAAUGGCCAUAAAAUCAUCAACAAUUGCAACAAGAAAGAAGCAAAAGAAAACAAAUCCUCCAGCAACAAGUAAAAUCUCGUCCCACUCACCCACCGUCGCAGGUGCAUCGAAUGUCAGAUUUUCGAAUAAAGCGAAGCCAACAGUAAAGAAAGCAACACCAACAACAACAGCAGCGACAACAACAAGAACGGCAACAAAAAAAACUAAAAGCUUGGCUACCGUGUCUGAUGUCUUAUCCUCAAUCACGUGGCAGCACACUUCCAUAAUGGCCAAUUCCUACUCACUUUCCAACACUUCAAUGACUUCGAGUAAACGUGGCAGAAUUGUUUCCAACUCUGCUGGCUAUAGUCUUUUCAAUGGUGCUAAUGGAGUCGGAGGUGGUGCUUUUUCUUGUCUUGUGGAAGUUAUUGAGCCACAAUGUGAUUGCGGUUGGAGUAUGUCAACGAAGAUUGCUGGCAUCUCGAGUGUCGCUGGUGUACAUGAGUUUCCGUCAAUGGCAGGCGUAUUGACUGUUCGAUUCAAUAAGAUUUUUUGCGGCGCCGCUAUAAUACAUCACCGAUAUUUGCUCUCAGCGGCGCAUUGUUUCCUAACGGGAGAGACAAAUCGUACAGACUUGAUUCGCAUAGUUGUGGGAGAGCAUGACGUAUCGACGUUAUUCGACUCAGUUUAUACACGCACCUAUGAAAUAGAAUCCAUCACACCUCACGAGUAUUUCCGCUCCACUGCUACAAAUGUACGUAACGAUAUUGCUUUACUACGUACACGCUACAGUAUGGAAUGGAAUCGUGCCGUAGGACCUGCUUGCCUACCAUUUCGUUAUGUAGACGGCAGCAAGCCGCCCAGACCGGGUCAACAGUUAGUCACCGCCGGUUGGGGUACAACGACCUUUGGUGGAGCACAAUCGUCAGUGUUGCUGAAAACUACAUUAGAUGUAAUAUCUCUGGAGCAAUGUCGGCGAAGACUGCAGUCAGUGCCGCCAGCUGCAUUCUGCACGUACACACCGGGCACUGACACUUGCCAAUAUGAUUCUGGCGGUGCACUAUAUGCUAGAGGAAAUCAUCUUUUUGCCAUAGGUAUUAUCAGUUAUGGUUUUGCAUGUGCAUCGCAGCAGCCAUCGGUGAAUACGAAGAUUGCCAGUUAUUUAAAAUGGAUCAGAAAUAAAACUCCAGAAGUAAGAUACUGUAUUAAAUGA
Molecule: messenger RNA, 1854 nt
Organism: Teleopsis dalmanni
Lineage: Eukaryota; Metazoa; Arthropoda; Insecta; Diptera; Diopsidae
Exons: 4
Coding region: 1-1854 (617 amino acids)
Biological process (GO): proteolysis
Molecular function (GO): serine-type endopeptidase activity
Source: RefSeq, a predicted model, not a curated record